UUCAGGAACGACAGAAAAGCUACAUCAGAAAUUUAUACAGAAAUAAUCCUAGAUUUCAGGAACGACAGAAAAGCUACAUGAGAAAUUUAUACAGAAAUAAUCCAACAUUUAGACAGAGACAGAGGUCUUAUAAGACUGAGCUUUAUGCAAAAAACAGAGAAUUCAGGCUCAGACACAAAGAACUGAUGAAAUCCCUAAUGAGAGACAAAUACAAUAAAGACAGUUCAUUCAGGAUGCUGCAAAAGAACAGAUGUGCACUGAAUGUAAAAAGAAAAUACAGACAGAUGAAAAGAUUUCCUCAGAGAGAAACGGAGAAUCUUGAAACAUGUGUUGCACAAACUAAUACGCCAGAGAACAGACUGAUUAAUGAAGCCAUUUCAGUUUUCAGAUUAAAUAUAAAGGCUGGUCCUACUUAUGUGUGCACUGUGUGUCACAAGUCCUCGUUUCCCAACCAAGUAGAACUCUGUAAAAGGUCAAAUUAUGUAAAGAAACCAGAUGUGGUUGAACAGUGUCUAACAGGCAAGUAUGUCCAUGUUUGCGAUGAAAGCUGCACGGAUAGACAGUGUACAGUACCUCAUGAGAGAAGUCAAGAGUGGAUUUGUCACACCUGCCACAGACAUCUAAAGAAAGGAUACAUGCCACCACUAGCAGCAGCAAACAAACUUGACUUGGCAGAAAUUCCCAGUGAACUGUCAGAUUUGAAUAUUCUGGAAAGACACCUGAUUGCUAAGUGCAUACCUUUCGCAAAGAUCAUUCCUCUUCCAAAAGGYAGACAAAGAUUAAUAAGGGGCAAUUUUGUGUGUGUACCAUCAGAGCUCCAAGAGACAGUCAAUGCCUUGCCCAGGCUUCGGAGCGAGUCACAAGUGAUGAGAGUAAAAUUGAAGCGACGUUUGUCCUACAGAGGUCAUCAGCUUUUUCAAACAGUAACCUGGUCUAAACUAAUCUCUGCAUUAUUAAAACUUAAGCAGAUUCAUCCAGAGUAUCGGGAGAUAGAUAUUAGACAUGAAGCUGAGCUUUGUGACCCUACACUUCCUGAUGAUGAUGAUGAUGAUGACGAUGACGAUGGCAAUAGUGAUGUAAGUAUGGAUGAGGAUGACUAUGAUGAAGCAGAUCUCAUGGAAAUUGAUGAGUAUGAGAAAAAUGCUUUAUGUGAGGCUGAAAAUGAUCAGGACAGUGAUUGUGAACAACUCCAGCCACAGAUGAAUGAUGGAGAAGAAGGUGAUUUGCCAAAUGGAGGAUUCGCUAUAGAAUCAUGCCUUCAGCCUCCUGACAUAUCAGAAGAGAUACUUUGUUUCUCUGAAAGUACAUACUGCUUGGCGCCGGCACAAUCAAAUUCACCCGUCAGCUUUUUUAAGACCCCAAAUUUGGAAUCCAUGAGCUUCCCGGUACAAUUUCCAACAUCAGAGAACACUUUGGACACAAGGAGACUCAUUAAAGUGACACCAAGUGGAUAUUUCAAGUCACGGCUAUUUCAUGUUGAUAAUCGCUUUGCCAGAGACCCAACAUACUUGUUUUUUGCACAGUUUGUGACAGAGAUACACUUGGCUAACAACAGCAUGACGAUUCAGCUACRAAAAGGAAAGACCAGAACCAGAGAUGGUCGCAGAAUAACCUCAGGUAUGUUGCAGGACAAACGAGAGGUUGAGAAACUGGUGAGAAAUAAAGACGCGUUGAGAUUUAUGCAACCGCUGAGAGGAACUCCAGCAUACUGACACCGAACAACAAACGACUUGUUCAGUAUAAUUCGUCAACUUGGCACCCCCUGUUUUUUUGUCACGUUUUCAGCUGCGGAGUUCAGAUGGCCUGAAAUCAUUCAAUCCAUAAAGAGGCAACAAGGUGAGGAAAUUGAUGUUGACGCUCUUGACUGGACCGCCAAGUCUGAGAUUCUGCGAUCCAAUCCUGUCACCUGCAUGCAUUUAUUCGAUAAACGAGUUGAGGCACUUUUCAGAGAUUUGCUGCUGUGAGAUGCUCAGCCUUUGGGAAAAGUGAUUGACUAUUUUUACAGAGUUGAGUUUCAGCACAGAGGAAGUCCACACAUCCAUGUGAUGCUAUGGGUUGAAGGAGCUCCACAGCUGGAUGAGUCAGACGAUAAAACAGUGUGUAAUUUUGUUGAUAAAUACAUCUCGGCACAGCUUCCUGAUCCAGACAGAGAACCAGAACUAUAUCGGAAAGUUUCUGAAGUUCAGAGGCACAGUAAGAAACACACCAGGUCUUGUUUCAAGAGUGUGAACUCUGGUUGUCAAUUUGGUUUUCCAAAGCCCCCCUGCAGAAACACAAUGAUCUCCAGACCAGGUGAGAAUAAUGAUACUGAAACUGCUAAAGCCAAACUCAGACCUUUGAUGCAGCUCUUGAAUUAACCUGAAGUCGCUUCCAUGAGUUUAGAGCAGAUUCUUUCUCAGUGUCACUUGACACUAGAAGAGUAUGAAUCUUGUCUUCAGACCAUGAACAAAAAGACUGGCAUCUACUUGAAGCGUGGUCCCAAAGAUUGCUGGAUAAAUGCUUACAAUCCACAUCUGCUUAAAGCUUGGGACAGUAACAUCGAUGUGUCUUUUAUACCAAAUGCCUACUCAUGCAUACAGUAUCUAACAAAAUACAUCACAAAGAAAGAAAGUGGACUGUCAGRGUACCUGAAAACAGUGAUUGACAAUUCAAACAUGGACUGAGUCAAUGAGUGUGAUGAAAUGAAAGCGAUCAUGCAAGCGUACUCUAAAAAGCGAGAAAUUAGUGCUCAGGAGUGUGUUGCUCGWGCCUGUGGAUUAAAGAUGAAAAACUGUUCCCGCAGUGUUGUGUUCAUACCCACAGACGAUAAUCCUGUAAAGAUGAGUCGGCCACUGUCUUUCUUGGAGGAUAUUCCAUCGGAUUCCUGCAAUAUAUGGAUGACCAGUUUGACGGAURAGUACAAAGCAAGGCCUGAAAUACCAGAAUAUGAGGAAAUGUGUUUGGCUGAUUUCGCUGCUACCUGCAGGUUUGUAAGUUCAGAGAAGGCAAGCACUAAUGGUGUUUUACCACUUUUAAAUCAGCUGGGAUUUGUAACAAGGCGAAAAAAUKACAAGCCCUCCGUCAUCCGCUACUAUCAUUGUUCUAAAGAGAAGGAACCGGAGCAGUUUUAUGCCAGAUUAYUGAGACUGUAMCUUCCUCAUYRGUCAGAGUUUGAAAUUCGAAGCGUCAGUCUUCCUACCUACGARUCCUUUUACUCMUCUGGCUGUGUCCGCCUACCAGGUUCAGACCUCCUUGAAACCGUCAAAAGUGUUGUCAAGAGAAACAGAGACAAAUAUGAGAAAAACAGUGAGGAGAUUGAGAGUGCCCUUGAAGAGUUUGAGGAAAGCAGAGACCAUGUGAUUGAUGAGUGGUGUAAUCUUGC
This is a messenger RNA of Poecilia reticulata (guppy), 3361 nucleotides long. Lineage: Eukaryota; Metazoa; Chordata; Actinopteri; Cyprinodontiformes; Poeciliidae. The record is from RefSeq and is a predicted model, not a curated record.